This is a messenger RNA of Liolophura sinensis, 2789 nucleotides long. RefSeq lists its product as uncharacterized. Gene Ontology annotation, cellular component: mitochondrion. Lineage: Eukaryota; Metazoa; Mollusca; Polyplacophora; Chitonida; Chitonidae. The record is from RefSeq and is a predicted model, not a curated record. The transcript is spliced from 3 exons. The coding region runs from base 90 to 1151 and encodes 353 amino acids.
CACGUGUAGCGGUGUGUUAAUGAUGGAUUGGCUGGUUUCUCGUAUUUAACAAUAUUCUGGAUUGUUUGACAAGAUACCGUGCAAAGAAAAUGGUUCUGCGAAAAGCUGUGAUCGAACAACAUACAAAAAAUUUAUGCAGAACAUUGAAGAAACUUGGAAAACAAGAGAUUUAUCUAAGUCUAGAUAAAAUUUAUGGCACUGGCAGUCGACGUCAAUAUUACAUCAUGUCGAAUACACGGGACUCAUUUCGAAGAACAGCAUCGUCAUCAGUAAGGCUACUAUGUUCUAACCUGCCAGGAAGUCCAAAAGACUUGCAAGCUUGCCGAUUUGUGCUUCAUCAUUUGACAUUUAGAAACUCUGGUAGUGGUAUACUAGGUGUGACUGGUGAUGUCUUGUCUAACAAUUGGCGCGGCCAUGUGACAACAUCAGCCUGGCCAUGCUAUCACUCUGCAGGUUACAGAACUGUAGGUGGCAGUUGUACAAAAGCAGUGUCCAGUGAUCUCCAGUCCAACUUCUGGCAUGGGCCUGUGACUGCCUCAGCCUGGCCAUGCUAUCACACGGCUGGUUACAGGACAGCUGCUGGCGACAGGACCCCAGCCGGGGGAAGAGACAACACAAAUCUACCCACCAAGGGUCAGAGAUCAAAGACAGAGGACAGAGAGAGAGAUGAUGACUCUGACAAAGGGGACAAAGACAAACCUGCAGAGUCCAGCUCAUCAGGAAGCAUCUUUCAGCGGUUCAAGCAAGCUUACAAAGAACAUGGCAAGAUACUUGUGGGGGUUCACCUGGUCACCUCAUUGGUCUGGUCUGGAUCUUUCUACUACGCUGCUUCAAAAGGGAUAAAUGUGGUGCCCUGGUUGGAGUAUAUAGGCAUUAGUGAGACCAUCAUCAAGCCAUUCCGGUCGCCCAAUGUGGGGAACAUCGCCAUGGCUUACCUUAUGUACAAGCUUGCCACACCUGCCCGUUAUACUGUCACCAUAGGGGGUACCAACAUGGUGAUUCGUUACAUGCGGAGGACUGGACGGCUGGACCCUAUACCAGAAGGAGACUCCAUUAGAGAACUGUACAAAGAGGGAAAGAGAGAAAUACGAAAGAAGCAGCCUCUUGUAAUACCCAAACAACGUGUUAAACAUCAUAAAAAAUUAAAAUAAAUGACAAUAUUCCCAAGUUAUUAGAAAUCAAGUAAAUGUACUUGGGGGUCUUUGUGCUGCUGAAACUGAUUUGGCAUGUCUGUAAAAAGUGUGGAUUUGGUAUGAUAUCAAAAGUGGACAGUGAAAUAUUUUUGAUGUGGCACCUGUUUUGCAUAGUCGUAGUACUCCUAAAAUCCUUGGAAAUAUCUGCUUUGUUACAAGGACAUGAUUCAUAGUCUGUCCCAAUCUGCAUUCAAGACAUAAGUUUGCAGUGUUGUGCACUUCCCAAAAUGGAUGUGCAGCAAGAAGUGUCAUUGUCAUGGUAACAUGUCAGCAGUUGGUGACUUGUGUUGUUGUUGCAUGAGUCUCUGACAUAUAGGGGUGUUGCAGAAUGUUCAGUGAACUGAGUGACAUUAUGUACACAAACCCAUGAAAAAGUGUUUUUUUCACAGCAUGUUUGUAUGAAAAUUGAAACAAUAUGAUUCUUAAAUGUGACUAUAAGUCUGCGUAAACAGUGGGUAAUGGGAAAAUGGAAAAUUAUACGUUGCUCUGGAUAGGUGAAUAGCAUAACCCAGAAUUGUCUGGUGCUGAGGUUUUGAGGUGUUGAGAUACUGAAGUAUCAAAGUGCUAAGGUGCAUAGAUUUUAGUGCUAGUUCAAGCCAGAAGUGUGAAACAAUACAAUGUAGCCAUGUCUGCCAGCAGUUGUUUUGAGGUCAGAAUCAGGCACAGUAACCUUCUUGACCUCAGAAAACUUAUCACACAUGGAAAAUAUGGCCAAACAUUAUUGACUGGCUCCUGAUUUUAUACCUGUCUUUUGUUGUUGAAUGAGAGCAUCAGUUAAAGAACCAGCCUGCUCUUCACAGGUAGCAGACGGAAUGUUUAAGACUGGAUGAAUGAAGCCUUUCCAAACACAAGUGCCAUGGCAAACAAGUUAUAAUGCCUAAUUCCAUUUAACCAGUGUAGAAGAUGAAGUGUUCUGAGAAACAAAAAUCUUCACUAUCUCUGGGCUAGUUUCACACUUACACCAUGUCUUUGUUAUGUUUGUUCAGAGAGUAUUUGUGGCUUUGAUCAGUGGAUUAUGUAUAACCCAGUGUGUAUACAGGUGUGUUAUUGAUUAUUCUGUGAUUAAUUUUUAAUAAUACCAGGUAAGAUGGUACGAUUUUAUCCCCCAGGUUUUGUGACUUGUGAUAAGUGCACUUGUGCAUCACUGUAAAUAAAUGAGAAUAAAUUAAGCUUAUUGAAGUGCUGCAGUGGAACAUAAUAUGUAUUGUGUGCUGGGCUGUCAAAAUUGAGACCUAUACUACCAGCACCCAAACUUUCACCUCCUGCAUUAUAGGCAUUUAAAUCAACCAUGGUUUUUCUUCCUAGGUUGACCUGUUUGAGAGGUGUAUUUGUGGAGGCCGGGGAUUUUCUGAUGUAAACUGACAAAUGAAUGACUAUAUAACAAUAUGCAUAUUCGUGUGUGGAUUGACUUAAAUACAUUUGCUAAAGACAAUUGGAUUUGAAAUCAUUAUUCAUUUAUAUUUUCCGGAAUUCAUUCCUGUGUAUGAGAGCGAUCAUCCAGUUUGGUAGUCAGCAUAACGUAUCACCCACAGUAGGCUGCCCGAUUAUCUGAAGUGCUAAAUCUCUCUAGCAAAUCUGGCGAACACACAGUCGUAU